This is a messenger RNA of Schistosoma turkestanicum, 1739 nucleotides long. The record is from the annotation of a GenBank genome assembly. Lineage: Eukaryota; Metazoa; Platyhelminthes; Trematoda; Strigeidida; Schistosomatidae.
GUGCAAUACAAAAUCAUGACAACAUAAUGGAGUUUGAAUCCGGCCUAGAUAAUAUCUUGAAUCAAGAAAUUACAAUUGUUCGUGGAAGGAAACCUAGAGAAAUAUGUGCGGUCGAGCGCAGCCAGAAUGUGAUGGAAGUUGACUCCAUAAAAAAUCUAGCCAACGUUUUGGACCUACUGGGUAAACGCUCGGGAAAAGCUCAAGGAUUACCUGGACCUGUGACAUCCUAUAGUAAAUUCAGGGAUUCGAACCAGUUAAUUUUUUUGUUGUCUGAUGUUCCUUCACAAAAGAUUCUAGGUUUUCUUAAGACAGGUAGAAAACGGCUCUUUGUGCACGACUUAAAAGGAGUUUGUGUCGAAUGUAUGCCUUUAUGUGUUUUGGAUUUUUACAUUCAUGAAGAAUAUCAAAGAAAGGGGUAUGGAAAAAAGUUGUUCGACUUGAUGCUUAAAACUGAAAAUAUCAAUCCUUCCUGUUUGGCCAUCGAUUCACCUUCUGAGAAAAUGAUUCAAUUUUUACAAAAACAUUAUAAUUUAACUAAUCCAAUAUUUUCACCCAACAAUUUUGUAAUCUAUUCAGGAUUUUUUGAUAAAAUACUCUAUGGUUCAUUGAAUAUUGAAAAUUAUUCACCAAUUCAACCGAACAUGUCAUCCAUACGAAUUUGGGAUACGGAAGGUUUAAUUAAUAAACGCAAACUGAAUUCAAAUGUAAAUAAUCUUUAUGCAAAAUAUCGUCAUUCUUAUGAUAUUACAAACCAAAUACCUAACAUGUGUAAUAAUAAUAAUAAUAAUAAUAACAAUAAUAAUAAUAAUAAUCACGAUGAUGAUAGUCCAUCGCCCGUUGAACAAACAAAAUUACACAAUCAAAUUAAUCAUUUUGAACAAAACAAUAAUGUGACAUUGAAUAAUAAUAAUGAUCCAUUGGAUAGUAGUAGUAGUCCAUUGCAUAAAACUUUCAAGAAACAAUCAAUGACAAAUAAAACUAUUUAUGAUUUGCCUCAAACAAACAAUGACACCACUGUUAAAUUAAAACAAAUCAUUGAUGACACAUCAUCACAAUCAAUGAUGAAUUCACCUAAUAUUGAAAUGAUGAAGAAAUGUGAAGUAUUACAAAAUACAGUUGAUAAUAGUAGGAUUAAAUCUCCAAUACAAAAGAAAUCUAACCGUCCUACUGUGACCAAUUCAGAAUUAUUUAAUUACUGUUCAUUUCAAAUGCGAAAUCGAUCCAGAGCAAACUAUUCUUAUAUAAAUGCUGUACGUAAUCAUAAUCGUCAUACAAGAUUAUGGUAACGUAUAUAUUCGAUUUUCAUUGCAAUUCAAUAUGGAUUUUCUUAUGUGACAAAAAUGAUUUUUACGACAAAUGUAUUCAUCAUCAUUCCAGAGCGAGCGAGCGAGAGAGAGCAGAUGAUACUACACAAUCUGUUAAAGGAGAUGAUUGCAUAUAUAUAUAUAUUUAUUGUUUUCAGAAAGCAAUUCACAUUUAACAGAUUUUUCAUGUAUAUUUUAUAAUUCACAGCUAAAAUAACAUAUAUACAUAUAUAUAUUACUGAUAAAUGAUUGAUAGUAGUUCGUAACUCAGAUCGAACACUCUACUGACAUUUAUGAUCUGACGAGAAUUCAAGAUAUUUUACCAAAUUAUAAGCUGUCAAUAUUCAUUCAUUUUAUUUAAUUACCCGCAAAAAUAAUCAUGUAAUUAUUUAUACUUGAAUAUUAACAUAAUUCAAUGGUUUCACUUCUAAUGCC